AUGGCGGGUACAGUCAAAAAAACAGAUUUGGGAUUACUGGAAGAAGACGAUGAAUUUGAAGAGUUUCCCACUGAAGGUACAUAUAGUACGAGUUUUGAGGGUCAGAUUUCCGUAGAACAUUGCUCAACACGUUUACAUUUACAUAGAAAAAAGAAAGAAUGCAACACUGAUACUGAACAUGUGCUUUUAUAGGGAUACGCAGGUCAGCAUUAUUAGUGCCAUGUCAUUGUCACGUCUGUUAUCUUUUAGGUCAGAGACUUUAUUUUGAAAGUAAAAUGUCCCCAAAUUGUCCCCUGUCAUUGGGUCGGUUGUUAAUUUAUUGGUCAAAUGUGUCAAUUGACAGGCCAUACUGCCUCCGUUCAGGCGAAUGUGUUCCGGUGCUCCUUGUUCCCAAGACAAAGCGAUUCGCAGAUUUCUGCACCGUUAAGUUUCAAGACCAGUUGUAAUCCUGUGCUUGUUAUUUUUUCUCUGUUAUGUAGUGCUUUUAAUCAUAUUUACAUAAUUUUCUAUUUGAUUGUUUUUGUAUUGUAUUGUCUUCUGUUAGUGUCACCGACCUUCCUUGUAAUUCAGCCUUUAGGCUGCGAGAGGGAUACCAAUAAACUAUUAUUAUUAUUACUAUUAUUUUGGCUGUUGUGGCAAAUUUUAGGCAUGGAUGAUGUACCUCAUACCAAAUUUAGGGUUUAUUAAACUAUGUAAUCUAGAAUUUUUCGGUUUGAACACUAAGACCUAUUUUUAUUUUAGUCUGUCGAAAUCAUGAUUUCAUCCUUUUAUUUCCUUCCACUUAAGACAAUAAGAUUUUUUUUAACACACAUACUUUUCACUACAGAAAGUGUUUGUAUCAGCUUACUUAAAAAUAUAAUUACCAGCUACCAGGAUUAUAUUUUAUUAUUUUAAUUGAUGAAGACAUCAAAGGGUGUCAAAGGCUCAUUUCAAGGAAGGGAGGAAAAGAUUUCAUUUCUUCCCUGUUAAUAGAGUGGACGGCUGGAGAUGAAGACCAAGCUGAUAUGCAUGUGUGGGAGGACAACUGGGAUGAUGAUACUGUAGAGGAUGACUUUUCAAAUCAGCUGAGGUAUGUACAAAUACAAAUAAGUGAGCAUCAGCAUAAUUCAGUAGUCACUACUUAAAAUAUAUCAGAUGUCAGUCUCUGAGUGACCUGAACCCAUCCAUUCACACCUUAAACACAGUGUAACAGACUGUGAGUUUUGACUCCGUCAGUUUUAAUGUUGAAGUAGCCCUGGUGAGGUACUUGCCUUGAUUUCAUCGGUUUCCUUUAUUUUCAGGGCAGAAUUGGAAAAGCAUGGGCACAAAGUGGAUCAACCAGAACCAAUGAAGAGCUGA
Molecule: messenger RNA, 1338 nt
Organism: Porites evermanni
Lineage: Eukaryota; Metazoa; Cnidaria; Anthozoa; Scleractinia; Poritidae
Source: the annotation of a GenBank genome assembly